AUGUCCCGAUCCGCCGCGGACGCAACGCGGUUCACGGCCACCGGCCCUUACGCCAACUCAAAGACCGCAGGCGCGUACCAGGCCCCAGACUUUGGGAAGAAGAAGUCCAGCACAAAGUCAUCACCACAGCAACUCGGCCCGAAUGGCCAACCGGAAACACCCAAGGAGAAGGUGGAACGACUGCGAGCACAGGCACGGGCUGCCCGGAAGGCACAGGCAGCUGGAAGCGGUGCCGAUCGAUGGAUUGAGACUGGGCGGAAAUUUGCCAAUAAAGCGCACAAGGGAAUGGUUUAUUCAUUGAUUGCCGCGUCCGGUGUCUGCGGUGUUCUUACAGUUUACUCAAUGAUCUCGCUUACGCUCUAUAACCGCCGCCAACGCACGCUUUGGAUCGAAAAGGAACUCGCGACUCUCAAGGAGGCCGAGAUCGCCUGCGCCAACGGUACCGCAACUACCGAGCAGGAAGAGCUCCUGAAGAAGGAGAGGAUCGGUGCCAUUAUAAAGCAGAAGCGUGAGGAGGAAAAGGCACAGAGGCCCUGGGCUAAGGCAAAGCGAUUCCUCUUCGAGAAGCUGAACAUGGAAGACACCGGUGCCAAUACUGCACCAACAUCCGCGUCAGUCGUAGAGGAUGCCGACAAGCCCCGGGGCAGUGUUAUGGAGGCUGUGCAGGCUAAGCAAGCUCUGGAUACUGCUGCGGAGAAGACCAGCGCUCCUUUGCCCGGUCAGUUGGAUGUGCUGGCUGAGAAUGUGGAACAAGCUGCGAAGACCAAGACAUCAAGCUGGACUAGCUGGUUGACGGGGCGGUAG
Messenger RNA from Penicillium mononematosum, 804 nucleotides. RefSeq names its product cytochrome c oxidase assembly protein COX14. NCBI's taxonomy places the organism in Eukaryota, Fungi, Ascomycota, Eurotiomycetes, Eurotiales, Aspergillaceae. The record is from RefSeq and is a predicted model, not a curated record. The transcript is spliced from 2 exons. Bases 1 to 804 code for a protein of 267 amino acids.